Molecule: messenger RNA, 5516 nt
Organism: Oncorhynchus mykiss (rainbow trout)
Lineage: Eukaryota; Metazoa; Chordata; Actinopteri; Salmoniformes; Salmonidae
Product: coatomer subunit beta'
Biological process (GO): endoplasmic reticulum to Golgi vesicle-mediated transport; retrograde vesicle-mediated transport, Golgi to endoplasmic reticulum; intra-Golgi vesicle-mediated transport
Cellular component (GO): COPI vesicle coat
Molecular function (GO): structural molecule activity; protein binding
Source: RefSeq, a predicted model, not a curated record
CCGGAUCUUGCGAAGUACAGCCAGGAAGCGUCAUAGACUCCACGUCGCCAAGAAGACUCUCCGCUCUAAACUAGUCUACCCGCCCGACUAAUUUCUCAGGGUGGUCGGGCACUUUGGUCAAACACUACACGCAGACGUAGAAACAUGCCUCUCCGGUUGGACAUCAAGCGGAAGCUGACCGCUCGGUCGGACCGUGUGAAGAGUGUGGACCUGCACCCAACUGAACCAUGGAUGGUUGCCAGCCUGUACAAUGGCAGUGUCUGUGUCUGGAACCACGAGACACAGACCCUGGUGAAGACAUUCGAGGUGUGUGACCUGCCUGUGAGAGUGGCUAAGUUUGUGGCGAGGAAGCACUGGGUCAUUGCUGGAGCAGAUGACAUGCAGAUCCGUGUGUUUAACUACAACACUCUGGAGAGAGCUCACAUGUUUGAGGCCCACUCUGACUACAUCCGCUGCAUCGCAGUCCACCCAACACAACCUUACAUCCUUACCAGCAGUGAUGACAUGCUGAUCAAGCUUUGGGACUGGGACAGGAAGUGGGUGUGUGGUCAGGUGUUUGAGGGCCACACCCACUAUGUCAUGCAGAUCGUCAUCAACCCUAAAGACAACAACCAGUUCGCCAGCGCCUCCCUGGACAGGACCAUUAAGGUGUGGCAGCUGGGAUCUUCCUCCCCUAACUUCACUCUGGAGGGCCAUGAGAAAGGAGUCAACUGUAUCGACUACUACAGCGGAGGGGACAAGCCCUAUCUUAUAUCAGGAGCUGACGACCGCCUGGUCAAGAUCUGGGACUACCAGAAUAAGACAUGUGUGCAGACUCUAGAGGGCCAUACCCAGAAUGUGUCCUGUGUCAGCUUUCACCCUGAGCUGCCAAUCAUUCUCACAGGCUCCGAGGACGGCACAGUGAGAGUCUGGCAUUCCAGCACGUACCGCCUGGAAAACACACUGAACUAUGGGAUGGAACGUGUGUGGUGUGUGUGUGGCCAACGAGGCGCCAACAGUGUGGCGCUGGGAUAUGAUGAAGGCAGCAUCAUCAUCAAGUUGGGUCGCGAGGAACCAGCCAUGUCUAUGGACUCUAACGGUAAGAUCAUGUGGGCCAAGCACUCUGAGGUGCAGCAGGCCAACCUGAAGGCCAUGGGAGAGGCUGAGAUACAGGACGGAGAGAGGCUGUCCCUGGCCGUCAAAGACAUGGGCAGCUGUGAAAUCUAUCCCCAGACCAUCCAGCACAACCCCAACGGCAGGUUUGUGGUGGUGUGUGGGGAUGGAGAGUACAUCAUCUACACUGCAAUGGCCCUGAGGAACAAGAGCUUCGGUUCAGCACAGGAGUUUGUCUGGGGCCACGACUCCUCAGAGUAUGCUACUCGGGAGAGCACCAGCAUGGUCAAAAUCUUCAAGAACUUCAAGGAAAAUAAGUAUUUUAAACCAGACUUUGGGGCAGAAGGUAUCCAUGGUGGGUUCUUGCUGGGCGUGAGAUCAGUGAGUGGUCUAGCCUUCUACGAUUGGGAGAACACAGAGCUGGUCCGCCGCAUUGAGAUCCAGCCUAAACACGUCUUCUGGUCAGAGUCUGGGGAGCUGGUGUGUAUUGCCACGGAGGAGUCUUUCUUUGUGCUGCGCUACCUGGCUGAGAAAGUGGCAACAGCACAGGAGACCAAGGAGGGAGUCACCGAGGAUGGGAUAGAGGAUGCCUUUGAGGUGUUGGGUGAGAUUCAGGAGGUGGUGAAGACUGGUCUGUGGGUGGGAGACUGUUUCAUCUACACCAGCUCAGUCAACAGACUCAAUUACUACGUAGGAGGAGAGAUUGUCACCGUCGCCCACCUGGACAGAACUAUGUACCUGUUGGGCUACAUCCCUAAGGAUGACCGUCUGUAUCUGGGUGAUAAGGAGCUGAACAUCGUCACUUACUCUCUGCUGGUGUCGGUACUGGAGUACCAGACAGCUGUAAUGAGGAGGGACUUUGGGAUGGCCGACAGGGUCCUACCCACCAUCCCUAAAGAGAUGAGGACCAGGGUCGCCCACUUUUUAGAGAAACAGGGUUUCAUGCAGCAGGCUCUGGCUGUGUCCACAGACUCAGAACACAGGUUUGAGUUGGCUCUGCAGCUAGGAGAACUGAAGAUCGCCUACCAGCUGGCUGUAGAGGCUGAGUCAGAGCAGAAGUGGAAGCAGUUGGCAGAGCUGGCCACCACUAAGUGCCAGUUUGUCCUGGCCCAGGAGUGUCUGCACCAUGCCCAGGACUAUGGGGGGCUACUGCUGUUGGCCACAGCCUCGGGCAACACCACCAUGGUGGGCAAGCUGGCAGAGGGGGCAGAGAGAGAUGGCAAGACCAACGUGGCUUUCCUCACCUAUUUCCUCCAGGGGAAACUGGACAAAUGUCUGGAGCUCCUCAUUAAAACCAACCGGCUGCCAGAGGCUGCAUUCCUGGCCAGAACAUACCUGCCCAGCCAUGUGUCUAGAGUGGUGAAUCUGUGGAAGGAGAGCCUGGGGAAAGUGAACCAGAAGGCAGCUGAUGCGUUGGCCAACCCUACAGACUACAGCAACCUGUUCCCCGGCCUACAGGAGGCCUUCCUGGCCGAAGAGUAUCUCAAGGAGACGCACGUCAGGCUGAGGCCCGCCGCAGAGUACCCUCUCAUCACCUCCAAUGAGAAUAGGAAUGUCCUGGGGGAAUCUGCAGACUAUGUGCCAAAAGUAGUGCCUGCUGAACCAGAGGUUGCUGGGAGCAUGGAUGAACCCCCUGUAUUGGAAGCAGUGGUAGAAGCCCCUGUAAUGGCAGCAGUGGUGGAGGCUGCAGCCCCAGAAGCUCCAGUAGUGGAAGAGUCCAUUGUCAUGGAAGAGGUAGAACCUGUUGCAGCUGCCGUAGUGGAGUUUAUCCCAGCAGUAGAAGAAUCUAUCCCAGUGACAGUAGUGGAACCAACUAUGGCUGCAGUGGAAGAAUCCAUUGAGUUGGCAGAGGAGGAACCCAUUGUUGUUGAAGUGGAAGCUCCCAAGCCAAAGCAGGCAACAUCAGUGGAAGAUAUCCUCACUAAGAUAGAGGCUCUUGUCACCAUAGAAAAUGACACAGAAGCACCCCUCUUGGUGCCAGAGGUAGCACAGUCCACCCCAGAGGAAGAGUUCAGAGCAACACCAGAGGAGGCCGUUGAGGAAGGACCUGCAACAAUGAAGCCCAUAGCAACAGAUGCACCUGUUACAGAGUCGGUCACAGAACCCAUUGUAACAGAAGCACCAGUUGCCGAGGAAGCGCCAGUGCCUAUAGCAACAGAACCAGAACCUGUUACCAUAGAAGCAGUGGUGGAAGCUGAAGCACCCAUUGCCGCAGCAGUACUAGAAGCCAUAGCAACAGAACCCAUGGUUACAGAACAAGCACCUGUUACCAUUGAAGUGGCAGUGGCAGCAGAAGCACCCAUUACUGAGGCAGUAGCAGAAGCCAUAGCAGCAUCUGAAAAAGCCCCAGUCAUUGUAGAAGAGAAUGAACCUGCCCCAGCACCACUCAUAGACCUAGCCCCAGCCAUAGACCUAGUCCCAGCCAGAGACCUAGUCCCAGCCAUAGACCUAGUCCCAGCCAGAGACCUAGUCCCAGCCAUAGACCUAGUCCCAGCCAGAGACCUAGUCCCAGCCAUAGACCUAGUCCCAGCCAGAGACCUAGUCCCAGCCAUAGACCUAGUCCCAGCCAGAGACCUAGCCUCAGCCAUAGACCUAUCCCCAGCACCACUCAUAGACCUAGCCCCAGCCAGAGACCUAGCCUCAGCCAUAGACCUAGCCCCAGCCAUAGACCUAGCCCCAGCACCACUCAUAGACCUAGCCCCAGCCAGAGACUUAGCCCCAGCACCAUUCAUAGACCUAGCCCCAGCCAUAGACCUAGCCUCAGCCAUAGACCUAGCCAGAGACCUAGCCCCAGCACCACUCAUAGACCUAGCCCCAGCCAGAGACCUAGCCCCAACCAGAGACCUAGCCUCAGCCAUAGACCUAGCCCCAGCACCACUCAUAGACCUAGCCCCAGCUCCACUCAUAGAACUAGCACCACUCAUAGACCUAGCUCCAGCCAUAGAUCCAGCUACAACACCAACUGUAGAGGACAAGGCUGCAGCAGCCCCAGCAGUAGAGCCCCUACCAGCACUCACCCAGGUGGUUCCACCAGGCGCAGAGCUAGCCCCUGCAGCCCCUCUAGCUGCCCUCUUAGAGGGUAAAGGUGUGGAGGAGGCAGCCCCUGCAGCCCCUCUAGCUGCCCUCUUAGAGGGUAAAGCUGUGAAGGAGGCAGCCCCUGCAGCCUCUCUAGCUGCCCUCUUAGAGGGUAAAGUUAUGGAGGCAGCCCCUCUAGCUGCCCUCUUAGAGGGUAAAGGUAUGAAGGAGGCAGACCCUGUAGCUGCCCUCUUAGAGGGUAAAGUUAUGGAGGCAGCCCCUCUAGCUGCCCUCUUAGAGGGUAAAGUUAUGGAGGAAGCCCCUCUAGCUGCCCUCUUAGAGGGUAAAGGUAUGGAGGAGGCAGCCCCUGUAGCAGUAGCAACAACAUCCAUGGACCUGCUGGACCUGAAUGAUGAGGGUCUUGACGACCUGGACAUGUUUGAUCUGGACGACGACAUCGACACCACAGACGUCAAUCUGGACGAUGACUUCUUAGACGACUGAAACUCUUGGAGAAAUGCUCUUAAAGUGACCAAAGUGUUGUUCAUACUCCUAGUGAAUGGGAGUGUGUGUGUGGGGGACCAGGGUGUUUUUACCUUUACAGUGAAACUGGUGAAAGGUGGGGCGGAUGAGUUCAUGUCUUUCCAUCUUUACACAUUAACUGUGAAAACACCGUGGAAGGUUGUUUGUAGAAUGCUUUGGGUGAUAAUGUGGUGGACUGGGUUCAUUCAUUAGGAAUAAACACAGUAAAUGUUUGAAACGGGAUACAAAUUUGCCUUCUUAUUGAACAGGUCAAAUGUACUGUGUCAAAUAGAUUUCUGGUUUCGCACAUGCUGAACACAACCCCGGGUUGUAUUCAUUAGUCGUAUUUCAUUGCAAAAGUUUUGCAAUGGAAACGGUUUACACCAAAUACAAAACACGUUUCUAUUGCACAAAUUCAGGUUGGUUCAUAGAGUAAACGUUUUCCAUUGCAAACAUUUAGCAAUGGCAUCCAACUAGUGAAUACACCAUGGUUUUGAAAUCCUUUGUACAGUACUUCAUCCUCCAACUCUCACAUUGACCUACAGUAUAGAAUGAUAGUGUGAACCAGAGUGGUCAUGGGUUUGACAUGUUUACCUUAUCCUCUCACAUAGGAAGAUGGGAAUAGUUUACUACUGUACCUCUUACCGCUAGUUAAACAGGCUUUGAUCUUUCAUUCAUUAGUUAGGUCAUGAGCUUGUCUUCAGUAUACCUCUACAUGUCUUGGCAAGCAUGCUGCUCUGCCAUGGUCUAGUAUCUUAUGCAUCUGCUGUUUUUAAUAAGGAACCUACUUCAUUGUUACAGAUGUGAACCCAAGUGCCUAAUGUAUGACUGGUCUGGAAUUAAAUGUUAUCAACUCAAUAAAGAUGACAAGUGUUUGUCUGAAUCAG